AUGACAUUAGCAGCUGAUUUGUCAAAAGAAACCUUGCAGGAAUCUUUGACCUUCAAGGAUGUAUCAGUAGAUUUCUCUUGGGAGGAGUGGGAAUGUCUGGACCCAGCUCAGCGGAAAUUGUACUCAGAUGUGAUGUUGGAGAAUUAUAGCAACCUGGUCUCCCUGGCUGUGUCAUCUGCCGACAAGCAGGACUUCUUGCAAAGGACAGGAAGAGAAGAUGCAUUAUUUGAAGCAACACUGCACAGAUUUCACACUGGACACGGGCCUGGUAAAUAUAGAGAAUGUGGUAAAGCUUUUAGCCAGUCUUCAGAUUUGAAUGAAUAUCAAAAAAAUCAUAAAGGAAAGAAAAUUUUCGAAUGUAGUGAAGGAGAGAGUGCCUUUUCAGAGUCCGGUAGUCUUGCACAAGAUCACAGAAUUCUUAUUGGAGAAAAGCAUUAUGAGUAUAGAGAAGGUGGAAAAGCCUUUAGGUGUUCCUCAAGCUUUACUUGUCAUCAGAGAGUCCAUACUGGAAAGAAGCCUUAUAAAUGUACACAUUGUGCGAAAGAAUUUACACACUCCUCAAGCCUUACUCUACAUCAGAAUAUUCAUACUGGAGAGAAGCCUUAUGAAUGUACACAAUGUGGCAAAGCCUUCAGGCAGACUACAUGCCUGACUCAACAUCAGAAAAUCCAUACUGGAGAGAAGCCCUAUGAAUGUAAGCAAUGUGGUAAAACCUUUAGCCGCACUGCACACCUAACUCAACAUCAGAUAAUUCACACUGGAGAGAAGCCCUAUGGAUGUACACAGUGUGGGAAAGCCUUUAGAGAGAAGGGGACACUUACUCAGCAUCAGAAUAUUCAUACUGGAGAGAAGCCUUAUGAAUGUACACAAUGUGGCAAAGCCUUCAGCCAGACUGCAUGCCUGACUCGACAUCAGAAAAUUCAUACUGGAGAGAAACCCUAUGAAUGUACACAAUGUGGCAAAACCUUUAGGCAGACUGCAUACCUGACUCAACAUCAGAAAAUUCAUACUGGAGAGAAGCCCUAUGAAUGUACACAAUGUGGCAAAACCUUUAGCCGGACUUCAGUCCUUACUCAACAUCAGAAAAUUCAUACUGGAGAGAAACCCUAUGAAUGUACACAAUGGGGCAAAGCCUUCAGGCAGACUGCACACCUGACUCAACAUCAGAAAAUUCAUACUGGAGAGAAACCCUAUGAAUGUAGUCAAUGUGGGAAAGCCUUCAGACACCAGGGAGCACUUACUCAACAUCAGAAAAUUCAUACUGGAGAGAAACCUUAUGAGUGUACACAUUGUGGCAAAGCCUUUACAUGCUCCUCAACCCUUAUUCUACAUCAGAGAGGUCAUUCCCACAAAAAGGUUUGUGUAUGGAAAAUAUGUGGUAAAGCCUUUCACCAGUCCUGUAAGCUUUCUCACCAUCAGACACUUCAUAUAGGAGAGAAGCCCUGAAAGUGUUGAUUAUGUAAUAAAGCGUUUUAUAGUCCUCAAACCUUACUCAAC
Messenger RNA from Phyllostomus discolor (pale spear-nosed bat), 1497 nucleotides. RefSeq names its product zinc finger protein 501-like. The record is from RefSeq and is a predicted model, not a curated record. Gene Ontology annotation, biological process: regulation of transcription by RNA polymerase II. Gene Ontology annotation, cellular component: nucleus. The transcript is spliced from 5 exons. NCBI's taxonomy places the organism in Eukaryota, Metazoa, Chordata, Mammalia, Chiroptera, Phyllostomidae. Gene Ontology annotation, molecular function: DNA-binding transcription activator activity, RNA polymerase II-specific; RNA polymerase II cis-regulatory region sequence-specific DNA binding. Bases 1 to 1446 code for a protein of 481 amino acids.